This is a messenger RNA of Triticum dicoccoides, 2679 nucleotides long. RefSeq lists its product as uncharacterized. Lineage: Eukaryota; Viridiplantae; Streptophyta; Magnoliopsida; Poales; Poaceae. The record is from RefSeq and is a predicted model, not a curated record. The transcript is spliced from 14 exons. Gene Ontology annotation, molecular function: nucleic acid binding. Bases 16 to 2280 code for a protein of 754 amino acids.
CCUCUCCGGCCAGCCAUGGAAGCCUUCGCCGCCGCCCCCGCGGCCGGCGUCUUCGCGUCCGCGCGGCCCUCCGUCGCGCUCCGCCGCCGCGGAAGCAGCAGAGGGGCCUCCUCCUCUUCCUCGCGCGCCGGCGCCGGACGGGUGCGCCUCGUCCGCCCGCUGCCGCCGCCGCGCGCCGUGGGCGGGGACGGCGGGGGGGACCUGCCGGCUCUGGACAAGUGGGACAUGAUGGAGCUCGAGUUCGGGCGGUUCCUCGGGGAGGACCCCAAGCUCACCCUCGCCAAGAUACUGCUCAAGAAGUCAGACCCCGAUGCUUCAUCUCUCGAUGUAGAGAAACUAGUUGCCAGCAAAAAGGACACGCUGGAUGUUAUUUUGAAGGAGUUCAUGGAAGCUAAUAAGCAGGACAAGACUGCCACCGCAGGAGAGGCAAUAAGCGCGCCAAUGAAAGACAAACAGCCUUUGGGUGUUUCAAGGCCUGCACUGAGCAAACCAAAGCUGGAUGAGGCUUCUUUGGCUAUGAUACGGCCAGCGGGAAGCAAACCGAAGCAAGUCGAACCUCCUUUGACUUUUGUGAGACCAGCAGCGAUCAAACCAAAGGUAAAUAAGCCUUCUUUGACCUUGAUGCGGCCAAUGGGGAGCAAACCAAAAGUACAAGCUAAGCUGGUGCAAGAUAGUUGGCCUAGCAAGGAGAGUUUAGCUGCAGGAACAGAGACAAGUGAGGUUGGAAGUACCGUAACAGAGGAUCUUGUGGACGUCACCUUGCGUAAACCCGUCGUGCAUCAGAGUGAAGAUGAUGAACAGGAGCCGGAGCUGAAGAUGAAACCAAAUGUCGACUUGAAAAUGAGGAAAGAUAUGGAUGAGGAUUUAUCCAACAUUUCUCUUCUUCAAAAGCCAGAGGCCACAAAAGAGACUGCUAAGGCACUUGACUCGACCGUAGUUGCCGCUGGAGAGGAUACCAAUGAACGUGAGGAAGGACUACAGCCAUCUGAGGAAAGUUUACCUCAACAAAUAGACUCGCCUGCUCUGGAUAACCCAUCAGUGACUGACAACAAUUUUUCUAUGCAAGCUUUCUUGCAAGGAAGACCGAGGAAAGACCUGCCUGUUGAAACUUCACCAUCUCAAGUGGAUGCUGAGAAUAAAAGUGAUAGUGAUGAUAAAAAAAGUUAUGUUGACGAUGGGGGCAAUGUCUUAUCAUCAACAUUAGAGGACAUUACUGAGAGUGACUGGACAAGGCUAGAGCAUUAUGCAAGUACUGGAGAAAGGGUUGAGGUGGAACUUAUUAACUGCAGUGCGAAGGGAUUUGUGGUGUCACUCGACUCAAUGAUAGGUUUCUUACCAUAUCGUAACCUUGCUACAAAAUGGAAAUUCUUAGCUUUUGAGACUUGGUUAAGAAGGAAGGGUGGUGAUCCUUCCUUGUACAAGCAGAGUAUGAGCAUGGAGGAAGGUUCCGAGGUUAAUGAUAGGAGCAUAGAAACAGAAUCUGUUUCAGAAGUAGCUCAUCAGGACCAAGGAACUCUGCAGUCUAGGCUCAAGUUUGAAGAACUUCUUCGAACAUAUGACGAAGAGAAAUCCAAGUUCUUAUCAUCAUUUAUUGGUCAAAGGCUCAGAGUAUCAGUUGUCCUGGCUGAUAGGAAUUCCAAGCGACUAUUCUUCUCCAUGAGGCCAAAAGAAAGUGACGAGUUGAUUCAGAAAAGGAAAAGUCUGAUGGCUAAGCUUAAUGUUGGAGAUAUAGUCACAUGCACUAUCAAGAGAUUUGUUUACUUUGGGAUAUUUGUUGAGGUUGAAGGGGUUCCUGCGCUGAUUCAGCAGUGGGAAGUGUCCUGGGAUGAGACCUUAGAUCCAUCAGUUUCUUACAGAAUUGGUCAGGUUGUUGAUGCUAAAGUUAUACAACUGGAUUUCAACAAUAGCCGUAUCUUUUUGUCACUUAAAGAUGUAAAGCCAAGCCCGCCAGUAGGAGCCUUGGAAGCAGUCAUUGGUGAUGAAGCGUCACUUGAUGGAUCUCUUGAACCUGCACAAGCAGAUUUUGAGUGGCCUGAGGUGGAUUCCCUUAUUGAGGAGCUGAAAAACAUAGAGCAAGUUAAAGAUGUUUAUAAAGGAAGGUUCUUCCGGAGCCCAGGAUUAGCUCCAACAUUCCAGGUAUAUAUGGCAUCUUUGGUUGGCCAAAAGUAUAAGGUCCUUGCGCGGUAUGGAAACAAUGUGCAAGAGGUGAUGGUGGAGACGUCGUUAGACAAAGAAGGGUUGAAAGAGGCAAUUUUGAUGUGCACAAACAGGGUGAGCUGAUCAUCAGGGUUUCCACGCCGGAACCGCACACGGCCAAUUUUCACGAGACCAUUUUAUGACCUGUACCGACUCGAUCUCAACAGAGAGGAAGAGAUUCCUAGGACGAAGAGCUCUCCAGCAGAACAAGAUUUUGUUGUUUUUGACCACUUUGUAAAUCCCUGAUAUUUCCCCUUACCAAAUUCAUAUCGAGCUUCCAUGUUCCGAAUGGCGUCCUACGUGAGUGAAUCGUGGGUCUAGAGACAGAAGCUGUGGUUGGGAGAACUGUUGUGCAGAUGUAGUUUAAUGUUAAGUUGGGUUAAAAUUGUGCAAUUUGGUGCCUCAGCGGUAUGAGUUGAGGAGAUUUCAGGGUGGUCAUGACAUAUCUAUCCAUCGGUGUGAGUUCUAGCCAUCUGAAUUCAA